This is a messenger RNA of Melanotaenia boesemani (Boeseman's rainbowfish), 5833 nucleotides long. RefSeq names its product laminin, beta 4 (gene lamb4). NCBI's taxonomy places the organism in Eukaryota, Metazoa, Chordata, Actinopteri, Atheriniformes, Melanotaeniidae. Gene Ontology annotation, cellular component: laminin trimer. The transcript is spliced from 35 exons. The record is from RefSeq and is a predicted model, not a curated record. Gene Ontology annotation, biological process: basement membrane assembly; cell migration; substrate adhesion-dependent cell spreading. The coding region runs from base 196 to 5568 and encodes 1790 amino acids.
CUCAAUCUUUGUGUCUCUCUCCCUCUGACAGGUGAAGCCUCAGGCUACAUGUGUCUCAGGUGUGUUGUUACCUGCCCAGAUGUGCUCAUUUUUUUCAGCAUGGCAGCAGGAGCAGAAUAAAGUCCAGCAGAGUCCAGCAGAGUCUACCAGAAACCAUCAGAGUCCACGUUGUGUCCCUUUAUCUGCGAUCACACAAUGAUCCUCGUCAUCCUCAUGGCUUUUCUUCCAGCAGUGGAACUCCAGGACUCCCAGGCCCUCCAGAGAUUUCGGGAGCAGUGCCUUGGCAGUUCCUGUAACCCUCAGCUGGGUGAUCUGAUGGUGGGUCGAGCAGCACAGCUGUCAGCCUCGUCCACCUGCGGCCUGGACGGCCCUCAGCCCUACUGCAUCAUUGGAUACCUGGAGGGGGAGCAGAAAUGUUUCACAUGCGACUCUCAACUACCAUACAGUCGCUAUAGCAACCCAAAUAGCCACCGUAUUGAGAACGUUAUCAUGACCUUCGACCCUGAGAGCAAAAUGAAGUGGUGGCAGUCAGAGAACGGAGUUCAUCAGGUCAGCAUCCAGUUAAAUCUGGAGACGGUGUUCCAGUUCAGUCACCUCAUCCUCACCUUCAAGAGUUUUCGACCAGCAGCCAUGUUGGUGGAGCGAUCAAAGGAUUUUGGACGAAGCUGGAAGGUUUUGCGUUACUUUGCAGAAGACUGUGCUCUUCAUUUCCCUUCAGUUCCAACUGAGCCAGCCAACAGCAUUGAUGAUGUGAUCUGUGACAGCAGAUAUUCUGGAUCAGAACCGUCCACUGGUGGAGAGGUGGUCCUGAAGGCCCUGGAUCCCGUCUUUGAGAUAGAAAGCCCAUAUGAACCAAACAUUCAAGAUCUGAUCACUCUGACGAAUAUUCGGGUGAACUUCACUCAUCUCUUCACUCUCGGCGACACUCUGCUGGCUCGUAGACGCAGAAACCCUCAGAAUAAAUAUUACUACUCCGUUUACAACAUGGUGGUUCAAGGAAGCUGCUUUUGUAACGGACACGCCAGCCAGUGUGGACCUGUGGACGGAGGACGAGGAGACGUCUUCAACCAGCCUGGGAUGGUUCACGGUCGAUGCAUCUGUCAGCACAACACGGCUGGAGAAAACUGCCAGAGAUGUCAGGACUUCCAUCACGACUCCCCCUGGAGGCCUGGAGGAGAAAACGCAGCCAACAUCUGCAGGAGGUGCAACUGUCAUGGCUACUCGGACACCUGUCACUUUGAUGCAGCUCGUUUUGAAGCAACGGGUGGAGCGAGUGGUGGCGUGUGCGAUAAUUGCCUUCAUGACAGGACGGGGCCUCAGUGUGAACGCUGUGGGCCCUUCCUGUACCAGGACCCCCAGAGAACACGGGACGACCCCAAUGCCUGCAUACCGUGUGACUGCGACCCUGCUGGCUCUCAUGGCGGCGGUCUGUGUGAUGCUCUGAGCGGUCAGUGUCUGUGCAAAGACAACGUGGAGGGUCAACGCUGCGAUCGCUGCAAACAUGGCUUCUUCAGGCUGAGGCAGGACAACCCAGCUGGUUGCCAAGAGUGCCAGUGUCAUGGUUUGGGAAGUGUCGGGUCAUGUGAUCAACAGACAGGAAGUUGUGAAUGUCGGCCUUUUGCGAUGGGUCCACUGUGCGAUCAAUGUGUGGCAGGUUUCUGGGGUUUGGGAAGGUCCAUGAUGGGAUGUUCACCCUGUGACUGUGACAUUGGUGGAGCUCACAGCAACACGUGUUCUCCGGAGGAUGGACAGUGCCACUGCUUACCCAACAUGAUUGGUCGGCGCUGCUCUGAGCCCGUCCCUGGAUACUUCCUCCCAUCACUGAACUACUUCCUGUAUGAAGCUGAGCGUGCAACUCCGCUGUCAGGACGAAGCUCUCCUUCUCCUCCUUCCCUUCCUCCUCCUUCUCCCCCCUCCUCUCCUCUGCUGAAGCCAGGAGCUUUACCCCCAUGUGAGCAGUACUUCAGACAGCAAGGCUUCGACUUUAAGGUUUCCAAUGGACGAGUGGUUGUGGUUAGGAGAACUCGCAGACUUGCCCGCUGUAGGAGACAGGGACAGCUGCAGCAGAAUAUCAUUCCUUUGGAUCCGGCUCAUGCCCUCCAGAUAGUUCCCCAUCAGAGGACAACUGACCAGACACUGACCUCAACCGGCCUGGGAUUCAUCAGAGUGAUGGAGGGCGCGGGGCUUAGAUUCACUGUGGACAACCUCCCAUCAUCGAUGGAAUACCAGCUGGUGGUUCACUAUAAACUAGAGGCUCUUUCUGACUGGCUGGCUACAGUAAACAUCAUCAUGGUGUCAUCAGGGGAUGGAGGCUGCAGCAGCAGCCCAACAGGAAGUAAAACUCUGACUCUCCCAGGGAACACCAGAGCUGGCUUUCUCGAGUCUCGGCUGUGUCUGGAUGCAGGAGGACAAUAUUUUGUGGAGAUCAUCUUUCACAAACAGUCUGGAUCUGACAGCUCACACAUCCUGGUUGACUCGAUGGGGCUGGCCAGCAUUGAGUCGGUCCAAGACUUUUGCUCCCAGAGUGACCUUGACUCUUUCCACCAUUUUGACUGUGUUGGAUUGGCUGUUGAACCCGUAUCUCCGGAGCCAUUAUCAGAAAUCUGUGAACGUCUAAUCAAGAGUUUAUCUGCACGAAUCCACAAUGGAGCCAUUCCUUGCAGGUGUAACGUUGUUGGUUCUGUUGGAACAGUCUGCAGUAAGCUGGGUGGCUUCUGUGCAUGUAAACCUAAUGUGAUUGGACGUUGCUGUGAUAACUGUGCACCACUGACUUUUGGAUUCGGACCUGAAGGCUGUAAAUUGUGUGGGUGUGAUCCUCGAGGUUCCGUGUCUGACUUGUGCGAUCAGAUCCAAGGUCAGUGUGCAUGUCGCUCUGAGGUAACGGGCCAGCGCUGUGAUCACUGUCGGCCAGGGUACUGGGGAUUCCCAUUAUGUCAGCCAUGUGAAUGUAACAAUCUGUCAGAGACAUGCGAUGGAGAGACCGGAGAGUGUCUGAACUGCAGGGAACAUGCUGCCGGACCAAACUGUGACAGGUGUGUGGAGGGUUAUUAUGGUAACCCAGUCUCCAGACAACCCUGCCAGCCCUGCCUGUGUCCAGAUGUUCUGAGCAGUGGGCGAUUCUUUGCCACCUCCUGUCAACAGGAUCCACAAUCCCUCAGUCUGACCUGUAAUUGUCAGGUGGGGCACACAGGUGCACGCUGUGACAGGUGCAGCUCUGGAUUCUAUGGCAAUCUGACAUUACCAGGGGCUCGCUGUGAGGUAUGUCCCUGCAACGACAACAUUGACCCAAACGAUCGUGACGCCUGCAACAGUGUGACAGGAGAAUGUCUGCGCUGCCUUCACAACACUGGCGGACCACACUGCCAACACUGCAAACCCGGUUACUUUGGCAAUGCCCUGCAACAGGGCUGUAAAGAAUGUUCUUGUGACCGCCGGGGGACCCAGGUGACCCAGUGUCCUCUGGAGAGUCCCUGCUUCUGUGAUCAGAGGACGGGACAGUGUCCCUGCCGGAGAGGGGUGAUGGGAGAGCUGUGUGAUGAGUGUGAGGAUGGUUUCUGGAACUUGGACGGGACUUCAGGAUGUCAACCCUGCAGCUGUGAUCCACUCAACUCUGUCUUUAACAUCUGUGACAAGGUGUCAGGAGAGUGUCUAUGCCGUCCUGAGUUUGGAGGGAGACAGUGUGAUGAAUGUGGAGAAAAUCACUUCUGGAAUCCAGACCUGCAGUGUAUCCCUUGUGAAUGUAACCUGGAGGGAACCGAACGUCCAUCAUGUGACUCUGAAACUGGUGAGUGUAACUGCCGGGCUGGUAUAACUGGUAGCUUCUGCGAUGAGUGCGCCCCUGGCUUUGACUCAGCGUUCCCAGCCUGCGAGAAGUGCCACCCGUGCGCCACUUUGUGGACUGAAAAUGUCACUGAUGUGAAGCGAGCUACCCAGAGGAUGAGAACUCUCGUGCCUCGCCAUGGCAACCACCUGCAACCCACGGACAGUCAGCACCAGCAACAGAUACUGGAGAUGCACUCCAAGAUGGAAAACCUGGGAAACCUGAGGGGUGACUCCCCACCAAAGAUGGCGAAGGUGGAGAAGCUGUACAUGAAGAUGAGGAAGUUGAAAGAUGCCAUUGACACCAACAUGAUCUUAGUCAACCCAUCGCCACUCCUGAACACGGAAAUUGACAACAUAUAUAUGGAGUUUAAGAAGCUGCAGAACAGCCUGCAGGGGAAGCUCAUAAACAAACCAAACAACAAAGAAGAAGCUCCAGUGGAAGAGCUGUUGGAUCAUAUCCAGAAGCUUCAUAAAGACUUCAUGUCAGAUGAGAAGAGGGUGAGAAACUCCAGCAAAGACAUAGAAAAGUCAAUGGACACCAGACAGGAAGUGAAACACAAACUGAGCAUGUGCAGCAGCAGAACAGACCUGACACUGCUGGAGAAGAAGGUGAAAGAGCUCAGUGUGGUCCACCUCAACCAGAAGGUCUGUGGAGGAGAAGGUCUGGAGAACUGUUCUGAAUGUGAUGGAGCACCAUGUGAUGGAGUUCUUCCUGGCAGUCAAAAGGCUUCAGCCAUGGCGGGGGUAGUAAAGGACCAACUCACUGAUUACAGACUGGAGGAAACUAUAAACCAGAUCAAUGAUGCCAGACAGCUGGCUCAGGACACCAAAGAGCAGGCCAGAGACCUGCAGGACCGGAUCAGCAACAGCACUGAAUCCUUUGAGAGAGAGAAAAAUGAAACAAAAGAGCUCAUCAGGCGAGUCAAACAGUACCUGACAGAUGACAUGGCUCCUCCAGAACAUGUAGAGAACUUGGCUAAGGUUGUUUUGAGCAUCAAUCUACCACGGUCAGCUGAUGAGAUCCGAUCCAUGAUCAGAGACGUCACUAAUCUGCUGAGCAAUGCCACCAAAUUUCAGGAUAACCUAAAUAAGCUGGAGGAGAACACUGAGACAGCACAGAAGCUGCUGGAGAAAGCUCAGGAACUAAAGGAGAAGAAAAAAAGCAUUGAUGUAAAAGAGAUCCAAGCAGACAUUUCUGCAGCAGAUAAAGCUCAGAACAAGGCCAAUGAUGACUUGGAGGCAGCAGCUCAAGACACAAACGAGACCAAAAGAAAAAUCCAGGAUGUUGGAGAUAAGCUAGAUGGAAUUGAGGCAAAACUGAUGAAUCAGUCGGAUGAUCUGCUGUCAGAGAUUGAAGAUGUGAAGAAUAAAACUGAGCAGAACAGAGAGACACUUCAAGAGGCCAAAGAGGCUGCAGCAUCUGCUUUAGAAAAUGCUACGAACACAAUGACGGAGCUGGAUAACCUCAAUGACCUUUUAAUGAAGCUGAAUCUCAAAAUAAUGAAUCAGGAUGCUCAAGAUGAAGCUGCAGGUCGUCUGAAAAACAUCUUAACAGAGGCCGAAGACAUGAAGAGACUCAUGGAGGAAAACCUCAGACAAAUACAAGACUUGGAGCAGAAGAUCCAGCAGCUGCUUGAGAAGAAAGAAAAGAAGAUGGAGGAAGUACUGGAGCUGCUGCAGACGGUGGAUUUGCUCCGACAGGAAAUCGCCACUCGAGCUGAAGGAUACGCCGUCUGUACCUCCUAAAUAUUCUGCAGAGUUCUGCAAACUGAAAAGUUGUUGAUAUUUCUGACUUUAAACUCGUUAGAUCCUGAAAAUGUAUUUGUUUUCAACUAUUUUCUCAGGGUUUACCAACAGCUGAUGUCUUUACAGUUAAAUCUAGUUGCAUUACCACUAAGUGUGUACCAGGCUAUUGUAAAAAAAAAUGAAUUAUACAAAAUAAAAUAUAGAAUCUGCUGGUCAAAAUGUUUAUAAAUGAAAAUCUGAGUUAUAUAUGAUGAUUAAAUAUAUU